AUGUCAUCUUCUGAAGAAUUUCAGACUAUUUUUGAUACCGUUAUUGCGAGUGUUCAAAUGGCGGAACAAACAUACAACGUUGUAUGUAACAACGCAGCUGCAAGUUCUCAACAGAGUAGGGAUGUCAACGGGGGCAAACGGGACGAUUCUUCUUUUCAAGGGCGUGGAACGCCAUAUAAGUAUGGUUAUUAUCUGGUCGAUGGAAUUUAUCCUGAGUAUGUUGUGUUUGUUAAAUCAUUUACAACUCCACAUGGUUCUAGACGAAAGAAAUUCAAAAGAGCUCAAGAAAGAGCUAGGAAGGAUGUUGAGCGUGUUUUUGGAGCUCUGAAGAAACGGUGGUUCAUAUUGAAAAAACCAGCAACUUAUUUAGGCGAGGAAAAACUUCAAGAAAUCAUGUAUACAUGUCUUAUAUUGCAUAACAUGAUUAUUGAAGACGAAGGAAGAGCGAUAUGUGUGUUUGACGAGGAAGAAACCAUACCAAAGACACAACCAAUAAAAAUUGGUGGCGAAGAGUAUAUAAACAGGAGAGCAGAGAUACGUUGUACUGAAACAUUUCACAAUUUUUGCAAUUACUUGGUGGAACACAAUUACGGGGUUCAAAACAUUAACCUUAAUUUGGAUCCACCGGAUGACCCCAAAGACGAGUUCUCGGAGAACGACUUUAUGUAG
This is a messenger RNA of Lactuca sativa (garden lettuce), 669 nucleotides long. RefSeq lists its product as uncharacterized. The record is from RefSeq and is a predicted model, not a curated record. Lineage: Eukaryota; Viridiplantae; Streptophyta; Magnoliopsida; Asterales; Asteraceae.